CAGGAUGGCCCGGUCUGGCAGGCUGCAGCACUGCUCCAGGUCUUGUGAAACCUCCCUGGGAUGGAGCUCGACAAAGCAAAACCCUCUCUGACGUGGUGUGAGCACGGCAUUAUCUAUAAAAGCCUGAGAGUGAUCCAAGGGAACGGCGCACUGCUGCGGAGCACACACAGCACACGGUGAUGGGGAGAGACAACACCAGCUGCUUUUUUCAGCAAAUGUAUGCUUCCCUAGCUGGCAUUUCCAGAGGGAGAGACCACAUGAAGGAUUUCAGAAGAUACCUAGUGCUUAAAUACAUCCAGUACCUUGUCCUGUCAUCUUCUAAUGCCAUCAGCACCCUGCUGGGUGUGCUGGGCAGUGGGUACGUGAUGCUCAUCCUGCAGUCCUCCAGAGUUUCCUCCAAAUCCACUGCAGUUUUCAUCUCUAGCCUAGCAAAAGCGGACCUCCUUGUUUUUGUGAGUGCUGUUGCUGAGCUGUUCCUGUGGACCUCCAGUGCUGCCAUCCCACACACAGCAUUCACACCAGCACUGCUGCAGAACCUCCUGAUGGCCAACACGCACAUCAGUGCACUGCUGCUCAGCUGUGUGGCUGUGGAGGCAUACCUCAUCACCUUCCUCCCCAUGGAGUCCCGAAGCCUGCGGACAGUGAAGAAUGCGGGGCUGACCUCCAGGGCCAUCUGGCUGCUGGUUGCUGCUGAGUGUGCCCUGCUGCAGGUUGAUGAUGUCCUGAAGGCCAGCAGCACUUUUCCGUCCUGCAGCCCUGGUGUCUGGCUGCUCCACCUCUCCAGCGGGGCUGCAGCCCUCCUCAGGGCCCUCAGCUACCUCCUGGGCAUUAUUCUAAGGAUUGUCAAUGUGUACAUCUACUACAAAAUAUUCUUCAGCGUGUCCAACAGAUCUGCAGUGAGAACAAAGUAGUGUAAAUGGCCAAAGGGAUCAGCAUGUCAACACUAGGCAGAAGGCCCUCCAACACAAGUGGUCUGAAAACCUUCCAACAGCCAGGAAGCCAGGGCUUGUGUUUUGGAACAAAAAUGUGGCCUGUUUUCUAAUGCUAUUAGCUUGGUGAUGAGGAUCGUGGGAGCCUGGAACCCAUAGGUUGUGCCAUGAAGCAGCACGGUGCCAUAUUGGGUGUUCUCAGUCUGGAGUCUGUUUGCUCUGCAGGUAAAACAAAUGGCAUCUUGUGAAGGAUGGUGAGAAGUGAAGCUAUCCAAAUAUAUUUAUAUAAAAACAACACUUAGAGGCUUACUCACUCAGGGAUGCAUUGAGCCAAGAGCUGUAAAAUUGUAUACUAAAACCAUUAUUUAUGUCCUACAGUCUCUAACUCAGGUGAAGCACGGGGCUCAGCAGUAGGAUCAGGAGAUAAGGGGAGUCCAAGGGACGUUUGAGAGAUGAAACCACUUUGGUGUGUUCUGCAGUCUGUGUUCAUUCAAAGUCCUUGCUACCCCCCACCAGAUCUCUGCUUCUACAUCAGAACCCAAGCAGUGGCCAUGUGGGUGUACGUGGCUGGCUCUAAGUGAUGAAAGCACUGAGCUCUUACCUACAGCUGCUACAAUUCUUUACAACAGUCCUUUGGUUGCAGUAAUAGACUUCAAAAAAAGCAAACCAAGAAGCAAUGGAUAUGGUCAUUAUAAAGAAACAUUGCAGAGGCUGUCAGCUUAAGUGCCAUAACAACAAAUAGCAGCAGCGUCAGAGGCACUGCCUGCAGGAAUGAGGGGCCAGAAGCACACAGAGGGCUCAUGGCAAAUCAGGGCAGCACCAAAACACAUCUCCUAAUGAGCUUUGCUGCAAUGCCAUCAGUUAGGAUGCUGCCUAACUAAGCUGAUUGCUUCUGCAAGGAGGAGUUAAUAACUUGUACUGUGAUGUGUCCUGGUUCUGGAAGCUCAAAGAGAAAAGAAACCUGAAGUGCUGCAAUCAAUAAAGCUCUGCUUGUCAAAGCACACACAUGGUUAGAAAUGUGUAUUCUUUCCAAGGAUCCCUCACUGCUGUGCUUUCAGCAGCUCCUCCAUUUGCCCA
Molecule: messenger RNA, 2006 nt
Organism: Coturnix japonica (Japanese quail)
Lineage: Eukaryota; Metazoa; Chordata; Aves; Galliformes; Phasianidae
Product: lysophosphatidic acid receptor 4-like
Biological process (GO): positive regulation of Rho protein signal transduction; phospholipase C-activating G protein-coupled receptor signaling pathway
Cellular component (GO): plasma membrane
Molecular function (GO): G protein-coupled receptor activity
Source: RefSeq, a predicted model, not a curated record